AUGAAGGCGAAUUACGGAGCUCCUCUCGUUUUCCACUCUCUCGUCCUCCUCUUCCUCUGCUGUGGCGCCGAUCAGGCCUCCUCUGCGGGGAGGAGGACCUACAUUGUCCGAGUCGACGGGAGGGCUAAGCCGGCCGCCUUCCCCACCCACCGGCACUGGUACGACGCGUCGCUGUCGGCGGCCGCAGCCUCCGCCGCCGACGAUCUCGACCCCCACCCCGCCGCUGUCAUCCACACCUACGCCUCCGUGUUACACGGUUUCUCCGCGCGGCUGUCGCCCCUGGCCGUCGACGCCCUCCGAUCCCGCGCCGGCAUCGUCGCCGUGUACCCCGAGCAGGUUCGGCAGGUGGAGACCACCAGAUCCCCGCAGUUCCUGGGGCUCAAGUCGGCCGACGGCGCGGGGCUGCUGCUGGCGGAGUCGGACUUCGGAUCGGACCUCGUGGUCGGAGUCAUCGACACGGGGAUCUGGCCCGAACGGCGGAGCUUCUCUGACCGGGGCCUCGGUCCGGUCCCAGUCAGGUGGAAGGGCGAGUGCGUCGCCGGCAAGGGCUUCCCCGCCUCUCUAUGCAACAGGAAGCUGAUCGGAGCCCGGUACUUCUCCGGUGGGUACGAGGCCACCAGCGGCCGGAUGAACGAGUCGGCCGAGGAGCGGUCGCCUCGGGACACCGAUGGCCACGGAACCCACACCGCCUCCAUCGCCGCCGGCCGCUACGUCUACCCGGCGUCUACCCUCGGGUACGCCCGCGGGGUCGCCUCCGGGAUGGCCCCUAAGGCCCGGUUCGCCGCUUACAAGGUCUGCUGGGCCGCCGGCUGCUUCGACUCCGACAUCCUUGCUGCCUUCGACUCCGCCGUGGCUGACGGCGUCGACGUGAUCUCCCUCAGCGUCGGCGGUGUCGUGGUUCCCUACUACCUGGACGCCAUCGCCGUCGGCGCCUUCUCGGCCAUGGAGGCGGGGAUCUUCGUCUCGGCGUCCGCCGGCAACGGGGGCCCCGGACCUCUGACUGUGACGAAUGUGGCGCCGUGGAUGACCACCGUUGGAGCGGGCUCCAUGGACAGGGACUUCCCGGCAGAUGUGAAACUGGGGAACGGCGUGGUCGUGCCCGGCGUCAGCGUCUACGGCGGACCGGGGCUCUCCCCCCGGAAGCUCUACCCGCUCAUCUACGCCGGCUCCGAGGGUGGCGACGGCUACUCUGCCUCCCUGUGCCUCGAGGGCUCCCUCAACCCCGCCGCAGUCCGAGGCAAGAUAGUCGUCUGCGAUCGCGGGAUCAACUCGCGGGCCGCCAAGGGGGAGGUGGUGAAGAAAGCCGGCGGGGUCGCCAUGAUCCUGGCCAACGGGGUCUUCGACGGCGAGGGGCUCGUCGCCGACUGUCAUGUCCUCCCUGCUACAGCCGUCGGCGCCGCCGGGGGCGACGUCAUCCGCCGCUACAUCGCGGACUCGCCGCCACCCAAGCGCGCACCCACGGCGACGAUCGUGUUCCGCGGCACCCGGUUGGGGGUGCGGCCGGCGCCGGUGGUGGCGUCCUUCUCUGCGCGUGGGCCCAAUCCGCAGUCGCCCGAGAUCUUGAAGCCCGACGUCGUCGCCCCGGGGCUCAACAUCUUGGCAGCCUGGCCGGACGGCGUGGGGCCUGCGGGGAUCUCCGCUGACGGCCGGCGGACGGAGUUCAAUAUCCUGUCAGGGACGUCCAUGGCGUGCCCGCAUGUCUCCGGCCUGGCAGCGCUUCUCAAGGCGGCGCACCCGGGCUGGAGCCCGGCGGCGAUCAAGUCGGCCUUGAUGACGACUGCGUAUACAAAGGACAACCGGGGCCAGACGAUGCUGGACGAGUCCACCGGCAAUGCCUCCACGGUGAUGGACUUAGGGGCUGGGCACGUCGACCCGCAGAAGGCCAUGGACCCGGGGCUCGUCUACGACUCCGCCGCCGGCGACUACGUCGCCUUCCUCUGCAACCUCAACUACACGCAGGAGAACAUCCGCGCCAUCACGAGGCGGUCGGCGGACUGCGGCGGCGCGAGGAGGGCGGGCCACGCCGGCAACCUCAACUACCCCUCCAUCUCGGUUGUGUUCGUGCAGGGCGGGCGAGCGCGGAUGUCGACCCACAUCAUCCGCACGGUGACCAACGUCGGCGACGGCAGGUCAGCCUACGAGGCCACGGUGAAGGCGCCGCGGGGAAGCACCAUAACCGUUGAGCCCGCCCGCCUGGUGUUCCGGAGGACGGGCCAAAAGCUGAGCUUCCUCGUGAGGGUGGAGGAGGACACGGAGGCGGAGUGGCAGUCGCCGGGAAGCUCCACCACCAAGAGCGGGACCUUAACCUGGUCAGACGGGCGGCACACGGUGACCAGCCCAAUCGUGGUGACCGUGCAGGCGCCGCUGCCGUGA
Spirodela intermedia is the source of this 2373-nucleotide messenger RNA. The record is from the annotation of a GenBank genome assembly. Lineage: Eukaryota; Viridiplantae; Streptophyta; Magnoliopsida; Alismatales; Araceae.